This is a messenger RNA of Myotis lucifugus (little brown bat), 886 nucleotides long. Its product is annotated as striatin-interacting proteins 2-like. Bases 110 to 886 code for a protein of 258 amino acids. The record is from RefSeq and is a predicted model, not a curated record. The transcript is spliced from 7 exons. NCBI's taxonomy places the organism in Eukaryota, Metazoa, Chordata, Mammalia, Chiroptera, Vespertilionidae. Gene Ontology annotation, biological process: cytoskeleton organization. Gene Ontology annotation, cellular component: cytosol.
CUUCACAUAGCCUUUGGUCAACUGGAAAAUGGCCUGGGUAACUGUGUGUUUCCUGCUGUAGGGGGAAGAGGUAGUGCCAGAGACGCCAUGUGAAAUCCUCUACCAGGGCAUGCUGUAUAGCCUCCCCCAGUACAUGAUUGCUCUGCUUAAGAUUCUGCUGGCUGCAGCUCCCACCUCCAAGGCUAAGACAGACUCUAUCAAUAUUCUGGCAGAUGUCCUGCCUGAGGAGAUGCCCGUCACUGUUCUCCAGAGCAUGAAGCUGGGCAUCGAUGUGAACAGGCACAAGGAGAUCAUUGUAAAGAGUAUUUCUGCCCUGCUCCUGCUGCUCCUCAAGCACUUCAAACUGAACCACAUCUACCAGUUUGAAUAUGUAUCACAACAUUUGGUAUUUGCCAACUGCAUUCCAUUGAUCCUGAAAUUCUUCAAUCAAAAUAUUUUGUCCUACAUCACUGCUAAAAACAGCAUCUCGGUCCUGGAUUACCCUUGCUGUACCAUCCAGGAUUUGCCAGAACUUACUACGGAGAGUCUGGAAGCUGGAGACAACAACCAGUUCUGCUGGAGGAACCUCUUUUCCUGCAUCAACCUUCUGAGGCUGCUCAAUAAACUGACCAAAUGGAAGCAUUCCAGAACCAUGAUGCUGGUGGUGUUUAAAUCUGCUCCAAUCUUAAAGCGGGCUCUCAAGGUCAAACAGGCCAUGCUGCAACUUUAUGUCCUGAAGCUGCUAAAAAUACAGACCAAGUACCUGGGGCGCCAGUGGAGGAAAAGCAACAUGAAAACCAUGUCGGCCAUUUACCAGAAAGUGCGCCACCGUAUGAAUGAUGACUGGGCUUACGGGAAUGGUGAGUACUCUCAGAGCUCUCGACAUCCAGGAGUUGCCUGGUGUUGA